Pectinophora gossypiella (pink bollworm) is the source of this 9214-nucleotide messenger RNA. RefSeq names its product beta-arrestin-1 (gene krz). Bases 496 to 1818 code for a protein of 440 amino acids. Gene Ontology annotation, molecular function: G protein-coupled receptor binding. The transcript has 14 exons. Gene Ontology annotation, biological process: signal transduction; G protein-coupled receptor internalization. Lineage: Eukaryota; Metazoa; Arthropoda; Insecta; Lepidoptera; Gelechiidae. The record is from RefSeq and is a predicted model, not a curated record. Gene Ontology annotation, cellular component: cytoplasm.
AUUUGCAGUAAGCUGUCAACUUCACCCAGCAGGUAGCGAAUGGCUGAUGCGUGCGCAAUAAUGGUGGUUGGUGAGGACUUGGGUGGAAUUCAGGUGAAUGUGAGCUAGACGAUUGAAUUCUAGUUAUUGUGUGACUUUAUUUUAUACGCAGUGACACUGUGCCAUACAAUCAAAAUAAUUAAGUGUGAUAACUCGUCGUAAAUCGGCGGUAGGGAGUGAACGAAUCGUGUUCGGAACAUUCGGUAAUUUACUGUAUUUUUUUUGCUCAGUGCAAUGUGCUCAAUGGUGGGCUUGUAGUUGUAAAUAAAGGAGAGUGACCGCCCGUUUCAACAUAUCCCGGCUAUUGUGGAUGCAUUGGUGUACGAAAAUUUGCAAGCACACAGCGCCGCUUAGCCGCCACUAAAAUCGGCGGCGCGGCGCAAGGAUAACGUACAGCGGUGACGCGCACACUGGAGCCUCACACUGGUCCACCAGUGGCGGUGCGGUGGCGGCAGCAUGGACGACGCCGGCAGCAACAAGCAGCGGCAGGCCACCAGGGUCUUCAAGAAGAGCUCGCCCAAUGGGAAGAUCACAGUAUACUUAGGGAAGAGAGAUUUCGUGGACCACAUCACACAUGUAGACCCGAUUGACGGGGUGGUGCUAAUCGACCCGGAAUACGUGAAAGACCGGAAGGUCUUCGGGCACGUGUUGGCCGCGUUCCGGUAUGGACGGGAGGACCUCGACGUGCUGGGACUGACCUUUAGGAAGGACCUCUAUCUCGCUGCUGAACAGAUAUACCCACCAACGAGCACACCCAAACGGCCUCUGACUCGGCUACAGGAGCGCCUGGUCCGCAAGUUGGGUCCCGCCGCGCACCCCUUCUACUUCGAACUGCCCCCGCACUGUCCCGCGUCGGUGACACUGCAACCUGCCCCGGGUGACACGGGCAAACCUUGCGGGGUAGACUACGAGCUGAAGGCUUUCGUUGCAGAUUCCCAGGAUGACAAGCCGCAUAAACGGAACUCAGUCCGGUUAGCGAUCCGCAAGAUAAUGUACGCGCCGAGCAAACAGGGCGAGCAGCCGUCGGUGGAGGUGUCCAAGGAGUUCAUGAUGAGCCCCAACAAGCUGUAUCUAGAAGCUUCGCUCGACAAGGAGCUCUACCACCACGGCGAGAACAUAGCGGUGAACGUGCACAUAGCGAACAACUCGAACCGCUCCGUCAAGCGCAUCAAGGUGUCAGUGCGCCAGUUCGCCGACAUCUGUCUCUUUUCAACCGCCCAAUACAAGUGCACCGUCGCCGAGGCCGAGAGCGAGGAGCCCAAAAUUAAGGCGAAGGGGGCGUUUAGUUUCCCAUUCUGGAGGAUGUUCAGUAAGAAAUUACAAGUACAGUCUCUAGAGGGCUGCCCAGUGGGUCCAGGGUUUACUCUGAGCAAGGUGUUCACGUUGACGCCGCUGCUAGCCAACAACAAGGACAAGUGGGGGCUCGCGCUCGACGGGCAGCUCAAGCACGAGGACACCAACCUUGCCUCCAGCACGCUAAUCGCAGAUCCGUCGCAGCGUGAGAACUUAGGUAUCAUAGUGCAAUACAAAGUCAAGGUGAAGCUAUGUCUCGGACCACUAGGCGGUGACCUGAGCGCGGAGCUGCCGUUCAUCCUGAUGCACCCGAAACCCGAGGAGGAGCCCGCGAGGCCGGCGCGCGAGCCCGAGCCCCGCGACAACGACCACGACCUCAUACAGCUCGACCCGCAGCCCGAUGAGAACGGCCAAGAGCAGGACGACGAUAUAAUCUUCGAGGACUUCGCGCGGCUCCGGCUGAAGGGCGCGGAGGCGGACGCCUGAACGCGCGCCCACACGCACUCCCUGCGCGAGACUCAGCUCACGAGGGGGCAGUAGACGCCCGCCACUUGCCCUACUGCUUGAACUAUCAAUACACAUACAUAUUUGUACACGCACUGUUUGAGGCUCGUGACUAGUCGCCGUGAUCAUGGCACUUGCAACAGUGUUGAAAUAUCGAAAGUCUCAUAACACUGACUUUAACGCGGUAAGAACCCGGUAUUCAGUGUUUUAAUUGAUGUAAACGCACGCCACAGCAACAAAAGAUAAAAUCUUGUCUAAGUCGACUCGGUUUCUAUAACGUAACGAAGAAAGUACAUCAAGAUGAAUUAAGUACCUACAUCUCACCGAGCUUUCUGUUAGCCCGACGUGAUAGGUGGUGCCGUAUCGCCGCCUAUAAUGGUCGAGCCAACUGUGUUAGUGAAAACUGCAACUGAGGUAAAUUAAUAACUCAUUGGCGUAAGUCUGGUACCGGGGUUCGAGUCGGCGUUCCCUCGGUUUUUAUCUAGAUAUGAUAGAGAAAUGUGUACCAAUAAAGAUAACAACUUGAAAGACGCAAUGUAGUGACUGUCAAUGCUAUGAAUGCUACAAAGUAGUGCCAAGUUGCUAAAAAAAAACAUAAUAUUUUCAAGAGUAAUUGAAGAUAAGGUAGAUUCAAUAAGCAGAUUCCAAUUUUGAAAUUUACUCAACUUGUAAGUUGAGAGUCAAGUUAGUUGGGCAAGUAGCUGGCCUCGUGUAAAUGAGCACAGACCGUUGCGUGAGGGGCCGUCCGAACAUUGUACAGUGUAAAAUGUGUUGAAAAGGAUUUGACUAUACGCUAUCGAUAUCGCGCUGUGCUGCGUAUACUUAGCCAUUUAUUUAAGCUUGUAUAAAUAUUAUGGUUAUUAUUUCUUGUAAAUGUAAAUGCAUUAUGAACUUAAGGACGUGCGCAGUUUGUACGCGUUUCUGUACGAAUUUCAAAUUUGUAUCGUGUUCGUAGAACUCAGUUUUUAUCGUGAUAUACAGAAAUCCUAUUCUCUGAUUGGCUAAUAUUUCAAGAAAUUGACAAGGAUUUGCUUUCAACCAAUCAAAAUCUGAAGCAUCAAAAACUAUACGUAACGUCAACUAUAAAUUGGGUCGUGUACUAGGUUCAAGAUAAAUUAUAAAAUUCUGAUUAUUAAAUAAAGACAGACCUAAAACUAACGAAAAACAUUUUCUUUUUCAUGUUUAAGUUAGAGAAACUUAAUAAAAUGUCCUACAUUUUAUCACGUCUUUCUAAGACGUCACAGUGUGAUUUUUCAUGCAAAUUCCAUAGUAAUUUCGUGUUUUGACGUUUAGUAAAAAGUAAAUGAUUUGUAGACUAGUACUACCAACAGUCAAUACAAUCAAUAGACUAGUUGGAAACUGGCCUAUUGAUAACCAAAUGUGAGAACAAUCGAAAUUCGUUGAAAAGUUAAAUAGUACAGCCAUCCGAGAUUAAGGAGUGAGAGAUUAAGAAAUGACAAGCUAGUAAUCAAGCACUCCUACAGUACUUCGGAUUGUUCAGAACAAUCACAGAAGAACAAUUUGUUCCAGCGUCUUCGGACGCACGAGACGGAUCCGAGGGAGGAUUCCCCCCCCUCCCCUCCCAAUGGGGUUCAUGACCUCCUCCCCCUGGGCGACAGGUUGGGUCAUGAGUCAAUUUUAAUUCUCAUUUAUAAAAGCUGGCUCCGCUCUUGGACGGAACGUCCAAAAACAUCUCGUACGAAAACGUGUCCAAAGUGCGAUCGGUCGAAGUCCUGAAAAAAGAUGAAACUCAGGAAUGCCACGAGGUUGAAUAUCUGUCUCAUAACUUACUGAUAAGUGCCUGACAACGUGUCCAUAACUUAUUUGACAGAUAGUAUAGUAGCACUACACUCUGUAAAGUGUAACAUUAUUGUAAUGAUGUAUCUUUCGUCUCUCGCGUCCUAAGCUGUAUACCAUUGGUGCAAAAGAGACAUAAUUAUUACUCGUCUCUUUAUAUCUCUAUCUUGCUGUAAUUCUAAUCAUGAUACGUUGUACAGGCUAUACUAUCAGUCACUUAUCUGAUAUAUAGGUUAUCAGACAGUUUAUCAGCAAGUUGUAAAUUAGGCCCUAACGCUUGCAAGGUGAAAAUUCUUCUAUAUUAGUCUAUCUUAUGCUAACGUACGAUUGUUAAGAGUUAUAAUGGUUUCUCCCUCGCACUCACGGGAAUCUUAUGAUGAACUAUUAUAGUAUCUUCAUCGUCUUUUAUAGGCUUAAUUAUUUAUCAAACUCAUUUAUGUUAGCAUUUGGAAAGUGUUACGUCAAUUAAUUUAUGCACAAAUUAUCUAUUAAGUCUUAGCUUUUAUCUAUUUUGACUAUCUAUUUCUUGCUAUUUAAUUUUUAGUGUCCUUUUAUAAUUAACCUAACCAGCCCCCGUAGCAUGCUGCACGCAUAUCGCGCUCAUUUCGAUAUACGAAGCAACGCUAUUGGUUAGACGAUUAAUAAAGCAAUUCUAUUGGUACAAAUACCGCGCAACCACUGAAUUAGACUUUCUGAGUUUGAAUUUGUGUUUGAAUCGUAGAUAAUUGAUAUCACGAGUUUUUGGGAUUUGUGUCCGAUUAAUGGCAAUUGGGUCCGCCCACAUGGGACUUAAAUGACCAGCUAUGCGAGGGGUAGGUGUAUAUACUAUAUAACUAUACACCUCUGCCUACCCCUUCGGGGAUACAGGCGUGAUGCUUUAUGUGCUAUGGCAAAUAUCGCGUCCCACGCGUGAUACAGGCUUCGCCUAGUGUGGAAACCUCUGUUAAUUUGGAUAUAUUUUUAAUACAAGUACCCAUCCUACUUUAUGUGACUCAUUGUAUUGUUUUCUGGUAAUAAAAACAUUUUCAUUUCAUUCAUACGGUUGCCAUAUUACGGCUUGUGACCUUAAAUGCCUUUUUUCUACUCUAGAAUUUGCUUCAUACUGUAAAUAGAGAAAUAGUUUGAACCUAUAGUUUAAAACCAGUGACAUAUUUGGGUUGCAUCGUAUACAGGGUCUCAAUGAACAAAAGCACCGUAUAUCAAAUAUAAGUUAUAAUGCAAUAUAAUUCAUAAGCCUAAGUAAUUAAGGCACGUUAUCCGCUAAGUGAAUACGCAGCACAGAUGUAAUGAUAAUUUUAUAUUAUAUUCGAUGUAUAUUGUAUGUGAAAAUUAAUUUUAAUAGUUGUCUAAUGAUCAAAUAUUCGAGUACAAGUUUAUUUUAGCGUAUUAUUAUUCAUCAGGAAUCAUUGGCCAUCGACCUUUAGUGUAACUCGACGACUUUAAAUCGAGCUUGAAGACAGUAGCAAUAUUAUAACUUAUCUACUUUUAUAUUUAUAUCCACAACAUAACAUUGCCGUGAAAGGUAAUAUUCGAUCGAUAAUAUUGUAAUAAAAAAUUGCCUACUUGACAGUUUUCAGAUAAGUAUUACUUUUUUAAAAUUACAUACGCGCAUUUUAUACCUCAUAAAAUAUUUUAUUUUCUCGAAAAAGUUUUAUAUAAUAGAAGAAAAAAUAUAUUUUUCAUCAUUAAUUUCAAAUUUCGCGCGAAAACGGUUGAUCGCGUGACAUUUUUCCUAAAGACGUCACAUUUCAAUAAACAAAGAAACUGUCAAACUACAUGUCACUUCAAGUGACUUGAAACCUGCCAGCGGGCUUAGCACCGUAAGCACGCGACUCUUUCUCGCCGCGACAGAGAUCAUCUGUCUUUUUCUGUGCAGUACUGUGAGAGAGUGACGUGUGACGUAUGUCGAGGCGGGAAAGAGUCGCGCGCUUACGGUGCUGAACCCGCUGAUAGCUUUUGCUUAUUUUGUGAUAUGUGACGUUACACGAAGCUCAAUCACAGAUAAAAAAUCGCGUUCAAAAUGAUCUUAAUAAAAAAAAACUAUUAUCGAUAUAGAUAAACUACCAUAUCCGCCAUAUUUCAUAUUUUAUUGUUACAACUGCCAAGUAGUCAAUUCCAUUGAAAGCUCGCUUUAUAGUUGCCAAGUCAUAAGAAUAGUACAAUACGAGUAUGUAUGGUAUCAUGCAUUUAAUAGAUUAAAACGUUUUAUACCCUUAAUGUAAUUGUUUCCAGCGGUAGUGACGUCAUGUUGAUGUUGGAAGUAUACUAAUAGGGCUACGGUCAUUUGAUAAACGAUGUUUUAUUGAACUUGUUGGAUAUUUAUAAUUUGUAUAAUGGUAGGAUUAGCCUAGUAUACGGAUAGGGGUUUGUGGGUAAAGAGUCGAUUAUUACAAAAGAAACACGGGAAUCUAAUGACGUUUCAAUAAGGGUUGAACAAAAUCUUCUAUCCUUUUCUGGCACUCGGUACCGUCACUCGGUAGUGCGAGAUAAAAAGUGGGAGUGGGAGAGAGCCUCGUGGAUUCCGCCGUGUGCGGUCGCAUUAUCUCACCCUAGCAAGUGACGUUUUUGAGGGACAGAAAAGGAUAACGCGGUUUCGUGCUGUCAGAUGAAUUUCAAACCUAAUGAUGGCGAGUGCCGCGCAUACAUUUUAAUAUUUUUUAUUAUUUAUAGGGUUUAAAUCGCGAUAGUUUAAAUCUAUAAAAUAUUUUAAAAAUAGCGUGGAAAUCUGCAGUAGCUAAGAGAGUUCACAAUUAGAUUUUUUGUACAGGAAUAGAGCUGUUAUAAGAGUAAGAUAUAUUAACCGAAUGAGUCUUGUUACUUGAAUAAUUAUUUUUGCUUGAAAAAUUACAGACUGAAGCAGAUUUUAUGAAGAGUCAAGCAUGUUUCCGCGAGGUUCGGAUUUUCUCGUGAUGACGUCACAAACAUGUAUUUGCUCGUAAAUCGUCGUUUGUCAAGUGACCGGGUCGAGUAGUCGGUGUUAGUCGCGAGGGUAGGCCUGCGGCUUGGGCCCGAGAGCCCUUCUGUGGCCUUCGAAACAGAAUUUAAAUGACUUGCUUGUCACACCACUCAGUACAACUAAAAUAGAAAAGUUAGGUUAUUUUUCCAUCGGAGCGAGGAAGAGAAGGAAUACCUCUCGUGCUCGUGCGUACCCUUCUUGUACAGAAAUAGCCAAGAUAAAACAUGCUAGGGUACAUGCCACGAAAGAAGUCCCGCGGAUUUCAAUGGAACUAAAUGACAAGUCAUAUUAAUUCUAUGCGGAUACUGCGACGCUAGCGCCGCGGCCGCGGGACUUCGUUCGUGGCGCGGACUCUCCGUACAAGAGUAGCGUAUGAGAAUAAAUAUUCAAAAAUAGAAUGCCGUUAUUUUUAAAUUAAAACUGGAAAACAGUUGACAAUCUGAGUGGUGGGAACGGUAAAGCCAACCUUUAGAUGAAUUAUUAUUGUCAUGAUUAGAAAGUUAUUUGUUGAAUGUACUUUCAAACGUGAAUGCUUCAGGAUAACAUAUCUCCGAACUUUCUUAUACAACGCAUGUGUUACCAGGCUGAUCAGAAAGAUUCUUCUUCCUUUUAACUUUCUGAUAAAUUAAUAGAAAAUUUUAUGAAGAAAAUUGCAGAAUUUGUAAUGUUUUUUUCUUUUCGAACGCUUGGUCGCUGACUUAAAACAUCGCACAUUUUUUCAUAAAUAUCUACAUCUUAAGACCAAUCAGCGGACCACUGGAUCCAGACGAUGUACGACAGAACUACGUCGAUGCAAAUUUUGAUUAUCCCGUGAUCUUUCGGGUUGUACCUUGUCUUUGUAAAGUACAAAUUAAAUGUUAAAUUAUCACGUGGUCCAUACACUGAGUCCGUCUCUGUACUAAGUCUUUUAGGUCUCGUGUUAAACAGGCAAAAGACGCGAGGCCCGAGAGACCAGGGGGCUUAAAAAGAACAAACUAAUUCAAUUCACCUAUAAAAGCAAUAUUGCUAUUUCACAUAAUUACGUUGACAUUGCGCAAAUGUCAAAAAGCAAUAUUGCUUUUUAGAUUAAUUGUUUGAUGUGGCCUUUUUAACCCCCUUAUUGCUGAAUCUUAUGAUAUCUGUUCUGUAAAAUUUUACUACGAAACUCUGGUCACAUCAGAAAUGUUCCAAAAAUGUCGUUAUCUCAUUCUAACUUGGGUCUUCUUCAUAAGAGCGAGUGAGAUAGUGAUAUGUUUAGAAUGUCUCGACGUGAACACCGUAUUGUACAUUUGUUUCGCUGUACAGUUAUUAUCGUGUAAGUUACGCAUGUUUAUUGUAUACUACGCUUUGUAAUGCACAAAUGUUUCUACCCAAUGAAACCUCGGUUUUAAAGUGAAUUUACAUUUUAAAACUUUUUUAUAUGCGUGCGAUGAGUUUUGGGACUUUUUAUUAGCACAUUGGUGUCGAUUCGAGCAACCACCAACUUAAUAACUUAAUUUGACAGGACUAAAACUAGCUCCAUCUCUUUCCUGCACGUAUUGUUAGUGAAGGGGACAGCACUAAUCUAAGAGCUGUCCAACUAAAAUUAGGUUGUGUGUACGGCCGAAUAUGCACCAUUGCCGAUUAAAAAUGAAAUUUAUUAUCUAAAAUAAUUAAAUAUAUAAAUAAACAAUAAUAAUAAAAUUUAUAAUUAUUUAAAAAGCCAGUAACAUUUCAAAACUACCAACAUGUUUUGACAAAUGAACUUAAAAUCGAGGUUUCAACUUAAUGAUAAAAUUUUACAAAUGAGGCAACUUAAAUGGUUUCUUCUAUCAAUGCAUUAUUUCGUAGUUAAAUGUUUAUGUUGCUGUAAAGUUGUAUUAUUUAUGUAUUUCGAUAAGUAUUAAACGGAAAAGAACAUAUAAUGGUCACAGUGGGUACAGUUUAUGUUUUAUGCAGAUUAUUUACAUAUUUUUUUUCGUAACUUUAUGAACUUUUAGUAGUUUAUAAAAUACCUGCUGCAAAAAUACCUGCUAUAAAAUAUCGACUGUAGUCCACUGCUUAGGAAGAAAGUGUGAAAAGGAACAUUUACAGCCAAUAGGUAUUCGCCAAGGCCUAUAUUCGAAGUACAACUUCAGCGGCCAUUUUGUAUAAAUAAGUACCAUGAGGCUAUCUUCAAUUCGCAUGUUGCACAAUACUCAAUAUUUUAUUUGCACAAAGUUGUAAUAUUGCUAAAAGACUAGAACCCAAAGCUGUCAACAGUGUUGCCAACAGAAACCGUUAUUGGCUGUAAAAAAAUGUGCAGUAAAUAGUUAUAUUUUUUAAUAGAUUAUCCAUUGUAAAGCGACUCGUGCAUAUUUUGUUACUUAACACCGGCUUGGGGAAUUGAAACGUGGAUGAGGUUCAGUUUUAAAUAGAAAAUCUUUUCGAGAUGAUAUAACCAAUAAACGACAUGCUUGUUGUUUAACUUAUAAUUAUGCUGAAAUACUCUGAAUGAAGAAUUGUCUGUUAAUUUGUCAAGCCAAGGUACAUAUAUUUACAAUAGGUAUCAAACAUGUGCACGAUCGCUAAAAAGACAUCCACAGCAAAAAACGCACUAUAUUAUUUUUUAAUUUUACAUCGAAAACUUUUUGAUGUAUACUUUUUCAAUAAAUUAUGUAACCACAA